CGUCGUUAUUCAUUUUUGUCUUUCUGUUUGUUCUUUCAGAGAGCGCUGUCUCUCUCUGCAGCAAGAAGCCACCCACCACCGGCCACUCUCUCUCUACAAAUUUAGGGUUCCAUACUAUCUUGUGAGUUAAUUUAUAUUAGGUUAUGUCGUCGCAACAAGGUGGUUCAGAGAACAAUGCGAUGGAUUUUGACCUACCCGACGAGAUUCUGGCAGUUAUUCCGACGGACCCAUACCACCAGCUGGAUCUCGCUCGGAAGAUAACUUCCAUGGCUAUUGCUUCUAGGGUUUCGUCUCUUGAGUCUGAUACCGGUCGCCUUCGUCAGAAGCUUCUAGACAAGGAUAGAGUUAUCAAUGACCUAGAGGACCGUGUUUCUACUCUCACUCGCGCUUCUCAACAGGCUAACUCUGCUCUUAAUACCGCCAUUGAAGAAAACGUAAAGCUUACGAAGGAGAGGGAUGAAUUGGCAGCAACAGUGAAGAAGUUAAGUCGUGACUUUGCCAAGUUGGAGACAUUCAAAAAACAACUGAUGCGCUCGCUAGCUGAUGACCAUCCACCGCAAGCUGAAACCAUAGAUAUUAGAACCUGUGACCAAGCAGUUCCAAAAGCGUAUCCUGAUAAGGAUGAUGAUGGAAAUGACUAUACGACACAUCAUUCACACAGUGGCUCUGCAGAUGUGGGUAGAACAAUUGAGGAAGCUUCCAGGUAUUCAGGGCAAAAGUUUUCUUUGACCCCGUAUAUCACGCCACGUCUUACACCAACUGCAACUCCAAAAGUGAUCUCAACGUCUGGUUCUCCUAGAGGGUAUUCUGCUGCUGUAUCACCCAAUCAAACAUCUGGUGCCACCUCUCCGUCCAAAACUUCAUAUGAUGGGCGGUCAUCUCUCUCUUCAUGGUAUCCAUCAAGUCAGCAGUCAUCAGCAGCAAAUUCUCCACCUCGAGGACGAUCAAUUCCAGGUCGAACUCCAAAGAUUGAUGGAAAGGAGUUUUUCCGUCAGGCCAGGAGUCGCCUGUCAUAUGAGCAGUUCAGUGCAUUUCUUGCUAACAUUAAGGAAUUAAAUGCUCAGAAACAAACACGAGAGGAAACUUUAAGAAAGGCAGAUGAGAUAUUUGGCUCAGAUAAUAAAGAUCUUUACCUAUCUUUUCAAGGAUUGCUUAACCGAAAUGUACGCUAGGACUGAAAAUAGCAUUGCUUGUAAUUAUGAGUUGGUCAUUAACUUGCUCAGCACUCUUGGGUGCGUUUUUCCGACUGGUUUCUCUUUGAUUCAUUGAAUCAAAAUCCUACUAAGCAUUUCUAUGAGCUAUUUAAUUCGAGAUAGUACAUUUGAUCUACGAUUUUCAUUUUCUGAAUAUUUAUACAUUCCCUGUUGCAUGUUGUAUAUAUAGAAUGUCAAGCAAAGCUAAAAUGCUGAUUGAAUUUUGAAAUAUUGAGGUUUAUUGUACACGUUUGAAUGGGUUAUGGGUGUAAUGUGAGUUUUAGACAAAUCUUGGAAUCAAAAUGUUUGCUCAGUUAAAUCAA
Molecule: messenger RNA, 1516 nt
Organism: Lathyrus oleraceus (garden pea)
Lineage: Eukaryota; Viridiplantae; Streptophyta; Magnoliopsida; Fabales; Fabaceae
Exons: 10
Coding region: 144-1172 (342 amino acids)
Source: RefSeq, a predicted model, not a curated record